This is a messenger RNA of Arachis stenosperma, 729 nucleotides long. Its product is annotated as probable transcription factor KAN4. The transcript is spliced from 3 exons. Gene Ontology annotation, cellular component: nucleus. Lineage: Eukaryota; Viridiplantae; Streptophyta; Magnoliopsida; Fabales; Fabaceae. Gene Ontology annotation, molecular function: transcription cis-regulatory region binding. Bases 1 to 729 code for a protein of 242 amino acids. The record is from RefSeq and is a predicted model, not a curated record. Gene Ontology annotation, biological process: regulation of DNA-templated transcription; abaxial cell fate specification.
AUGAAAGCUACUACUCCUCCUCCUUACACAGCAAUGGCAAUGCAAAUGCAAAGCUUUUCUUCAUCCGCAUUAUUGGCGGAGCCAGACCUCUCCUUAAACAUUAGCCCUCCUUUCCUUUCUGCCAAAGGAACAUUCAAAGAUAUGUGCUCCUCAAUCUCUGAUUCAGGUAGUAGUGGAAGCGAUGCAAGCCAUGAUAAUAAUAAUAAUAAUAAUUGCUUCUUUCACCACACCCACACUGUUCCACAACCGACAUUGACAUUAGGGUCUGGACCUGCAUCAAACUUGAAUCAUCAUCAUCAUUAUCAUCAUCUCCAUCAGUAUCAAAUGCAAGGGCUCUCAAGAAACUACUUCAAUCAUCAUCCUCACCAACCUCAAAUCCAUUGCCGCUCCGAUUUCAAACGAAAUGGUGGCGGGAGAAGAAGCAUGAGAGCUCCCAGAAUGAGAUGGACUACCACACUCCAUGCUCAUUUUGUUCAUGCUGUUCAGCUUCUUGGCGGUCAUGAAAGGGCAACUCCGAAGUCAGUGUUAGAGUUAAUGAAUGUUAAGGAUCUAACUCUAGCUCACGUCAAGAGUCACUUGCAGAUGUAUAGAACAGUGAAGAGCACUGACAAAGUCCCAGGUAAUAAUAAUAAUAAUAAUAAUCUUGGAGAUGUCGAUGAUUCCCUCUCAUUUUUCAUCUCUUUCUAUCUGUUGCUAUUAUAUAUUAUUCUCUUUGUUUCAACACUUUAG